This is a messenger RNA of Phragmites australis (common reed), 2038 nucleotides long. RefSeq lists its product as uncharacterized. The coding region runs from base 11 to 493 and encodes 160 amino acids. The transcript is spliced from 2 exons. The record is from RefSeq and is a predicted model, not a curated record. NCBI's taxonomy places the organism in Eukaryota, Viridiplantae, Streptophyta, Magnoliopsida, Poales, Poaceae.
CCCAGAUAUUAUGUCUCUCGCCGCCUGCACCACCACCGGCGGCGGCGCGGCGGCGACGUGGACGCCCCCGUUCUGCACCGUCGUGGCGGCCGACACCUCCGACUUCUCCUACCUCUCCUGCCCGCGCUGCGACGCUGCGCUACCGGACGGCGCGGCCUCCUGCUUCGCCUGCGGCGGCCACCCGACCCGCGUGUACCGCCUCCACCUCUCCGUCGCCACCCACGACCGCGUCGUCCCCGUUGUGCUCUUCGACCGCGCCGCGCGGUCCCUGAUGGGUUGCUCCGCCGACGAGCUGGUCCGCAUCUUUGCCGCGCACCCGAGCGCGGCCCGCGCGGCCGCGGAGGCGCUGCGGGGGGAGAUGUGCCGCAUGGUGCUGCGCGCGCCCAGGAAGGGCACCGCCGGCGAGCGCAUCCGCGCCGUCUCCGUCGUGCCGCUCCGCGACAGGUUCCGCCCGGUCGUCGAGACACUGAGGGCGAUGUACCCGCGCGGCUGAUCCUUCGCACUGCCGUGGUGCCACCAUGGCGUUAGGGUUUAGAGGGUGAGGCUAAAAGGAUGAGAGAAUCGUGUCUUUGAAGCAAGUGAGCAGGCAAAUAGAAAAAUUGGUAUAGUUAUGUGUGAUCAAGUUGACCAUACACAUCGCUUUUGUCAAUCCAAAGCAAUAGAAAUUGAAGAGAUAUCCAACCAUGCAGAAAGGUUCUGCAUGAACUGAUGAACAAUGCACCCUUCAGGCCACAUGUUUGUCCUCGUCUAUUUGCAAUUGUGAACUGUGAAGUCUAGAAAGUUGGUAACCUGAGAGGAAAACUUUACUGACAGAUUCUCUCUUGAAACUGAAACGUAGGAGUUUAGUUUGGAAUCUUCAUGAUUCUUCUUUCCAGGAACGAAUCAUGUGCUUUAUUUUCAUCUAUUCUUUUCAACAACAUGCAGAAGAGCUGUGUAUUUUCUGUGCUUUAUUUUUAUCUGGCUAUCUUGCAUAGCUACAGUUUCUUCAUCAGCGUCGGCAAGCAAAGCCAAAUUAAUGGGGGUGUUCUGCUGUAUAUGCCAUGGAGGGCCCCAAGUAUGAAAGAUUGAAAGAUGCGUAUACCAUAUAGCUUAUGUACUCUCAUUGUUGCACAGUUAUGAUAGACUUGAAGCAAGGGUCCACAGAAAUUUCAUAAGGUUUGGUAGUUCAAAAGCAUAUCUUGUUUCGCUUAGAAUGUUGCAGACGCAGCACUGGCCACAUGGACGCAUCUGCAGGAAGUUAGAUUCUCUAGAUCUGACACAUCAUACCGAUGCAGUACACAAGAAAUGCUGUUUAGCACAUUCCAAAAGGCUUGCUUCACCAGUUACAUCCGCACAAGAGAUGCAAUUUGACAAUAGAUAGUACUAAACCUGUAAAACCAACCUACCAAAAAUCAGCAUUUUUUUAUCAAUUAAUGUCUUUCUUAAGCGAUGCAGAUUGCAGAAUCAAGUAUGAUUUGUCCAGUUGAUCCAGUUCCAAAGACCUAGCUGAGCACCAGUUGUAUCUGACUAUCUGUGUGUUUAGGCCAUGCCAUGUAGCUGAAGCUGAUAAAUCACCUUCAGAGUUCAGAAGACAAAUUUCUGUGCACUCGCACUGUCUGAACCUGGGCGCUUGUGAUGGAGCUCUGAAUCUAAUGAUUGGCCCCCCUGUGCUGCCUGUGACGAUGAGGACGAUGCCAAUGAGCAGCCAUGCAGAUGCAUGCUUCUUCAACAGUGCAGCUUCAAGAGUGUGUUCCUGUCAAGCUCGGCCCUUUUCAGCACAAUCUAGCUCAUUUAUCAAGUAUCAGACUCAGUACAAGUGAUAGCACUUGCAAUUGCAAAUAUUUCAUUGGAGCAAGUCCUAUCUCUGAAAGUUUUCUGUGCUAGUGGUGAACUUACUGAUUAGUCAAAUGAUCCAAGAUGCGAACUACCAGAAAAGGAAGAUCAUCGUUCAAGUCUAGGCAACUGUUCUUCUCUGCAGUUAGUCAACGAACCGCGUGUCGGUUGUGUGAUAGCGAAGAGCAAUCAUAUAUUAAUUUAGACGGUUCAAAUAGUACUGAAC